Molecule: messenger RNA, 628 nt
Organism: Staurois parvus
Lineage: Eukaryota; Metazoa; Chordata; Amphibia; Anura; Ranidae
Source: the annotation of a GenBank genome assembly
UCUCAGCUGCUAAUCCUGUGUCCCUGUGUGAGAUAUUACAUUAUUUCUCAUAAAAGCUGCUGGAUUCAGAUAUUGUUAUUGUUGCAGGAAAAAUAUUGGGACACCACCUGCCCCACCAGGAUCUAGAAGUACACUAUAUUGCCAAAAGUAUUGGCCCCACCCUCCAAAUCAUGUGAUUCAGGUGUUCCAAUCCCCUCCAUGGACACAGGUGUAUACAAUCAAGCCCCUAGGCAUGCAGACGGCUUCUACAAACAUUGGUGAAAGAAUGGGUCGCUCUCAGGAGCUCAGUGACUCCAAGCGUGGUCCCGUGAUAGGUGGCCACCUGGGCAAUAAGUCCAUCCGUGACAUUUCCUGGCUACUAAAUAUUCCACGCUCAACUGUUAGUGGGAUUAUAACAAAGUGGAAGCCACUGGGAACAACAGCCACUCAGCCACCAAGUGGUAGGCCACGUCACAUGACAGGGCGGGGUCAGCGCAUGCUGAAGCGCACAGUGCGCAGAAGUCGCCAACUGUCUGCUGAGUCAAUAGCUAAAGACCUCCAAACUUGGUGUGGCCUUCAGAUGAGCCCAACAACAGUGCGUAGAGAGCUUCAUGGAAUGGGUUUCCAUGGCCGAGCAGCUGCAUCCAAG